Messenger RNA from Rubroshorea leprosula, 1560 nucleotides. The record is from the annotation of a GenBank genome assembly. Lineage: Eukaryota; Viridiplantae; Streptophyta; Magnoliopsida; Malvales; Dipterocarpaceae.
CAAUUGUUGUUGCUUCGUAUCUUGUCUUGACCAUUUUCGGGAACCGAAACAAAACCGAAUCUCCGUUUUAUUUAUUGAUUGGCCGAAGACGGACAACUUGCUUUCAUCUCGGCGGAGUGAAUACCCACACAACUAUGGCUCGUUUUCCGUUGGCUUCCUCCGUCGUCGUCCUGCUCUUCUGCUGCGCCGCCGCUGGAUCAGUCUUCGAUGACUCCAAUCCGAUCAGAUUGGUCUCCGAUGGCCUCCGUGACUUUGAGUCCUCUGUCCUCCAAGUCAUUGGCCACACCCGCCAUGCUCUCUCCUUUGCCCGUUUUACUCAUAGGUACGGGAAGAGGUAUGAGAGCGUGGAGGAGAUGAAGCUCCGAUUUCAGAUUUUCAAGGAGAAUUUGGAUUUGAUCAGAUCCACGAACAAGAAGGGCUUGCCUUACACUCUUGCUGUUAAUCACUUUACUGAUUGGACCUGGGAGGAGUUUCAGAGGCACAGAUUAGGAGCUGCUCAAAAUUGCUCUGCCACGAUGAAGGGCAAUCACAAGCUUACCCAUGAAGCCCUUCCUGAGAUGAAAGAUUGGAGAGAAAUGGGAAUAGUCAGCCCAGUCAAAGAUCAAGGGCAUUGUGGAUCAUGCUGGACAUUCAGCACCACUGGGGCUCUGGAGGCAGCUUAUCAUCAGGCAUUUGGAAAGGGGAUCUCUUUAUCUGAGCAGCAGCUUGUAGACUGUGCUGGGGCCUUUAAUAACUUUGGAUGUAACGGUGGUUUGCCAUCCCAAGCCUUUGAAUAUAUCAAAUAUAAUGGAGGUCUUGAAACCGAGGAGGCAUACCCUUACACUGGAAAAGAUGGUGAAUGCAAAUUCUCAUCAGAAAAUGUUGGUGUCCAGGUGGUUGAUUCUGUGAAUAUCACACUGGGUGCUGAAGAUGAAUUAAAGCACGCAGUUGCCGUCGUUCGACCAGUUAGUGUGGCAUUUGAAGUUGUGAAUGGUUUCCGAUUUUAUAAGAGUGGAGUUUACACCAGUGAUACAUGUGGCAGCGAUCCUAUGGAUGUGAACCAUGCUGUUCUUGCUGUUGGGUAUGGAGUUGAAAAUGGUGUCCCAUAUUGGCUCAUUAAGAACUCAUGGGGAGAAACCUGGGGGGAUAAUGGCUACUUCAAGAUGGAGAUGGGGAAAAACAUGUGUGGAAUUGCAACAUGUGCAUCAUACCCUGUUGUUGCCUGAUCCGAUUCUGAAGAAUUUGCUGCAUCCGAUCAUUGAUUGGUAUCGUUUGUAGAAAUGGUCUUAUUUAUCAAUCCCAAAAGGUGGAGGGUCACAGUCUAGCAUAUGCCUUUGGCUUCGUGUAUGAUACUGUCAAAGGCAUAUCCCUCUAAAAUUUAAAUGCAUUGAAUGCAGCCAAAAAUUAUGAUGUAAAUUUCAGAUUAUUGUUGCUUAUAACCACACCCCAGUACAGUAGGAACCGACGUAUUGCUGCUUCUAUUUGCUCAAUAAAUGAUGCAUCCUACUUUUGGGGUGUGUUUCUCUGGUAUCUUAAUGGAAUGUUUUGCACGGCUGCGCCUGCGAGCAUUAGUAUUUAGUC